AUGGCUAACAACACCAUCAACCGCACUAAUAAUAACACGAACAUCGAGACCUGGCCGCCGCUUCCUCAAUCCAGCUGCAUCCCGUGGCUUGUGGUGUUCAUCACUGAAUGUCUGGCGAUAAUCAUCCCUAAUAUCAUCACUGUCAAUAUAUUUUUGAAGAAACGUCAGCUACAACGGAGAAGUGCAAUCUUGAUCAUUCAUCUGGCAAUAAUAGAUUUCUUAGUUGGAGCAGUCUCAGGGCCAUUGGAAAUCUAUCGGAUAGGGAGUGUCUGUAAACUGUGGAAGUACAGUCGUAACUACGCAGCAACGAACUCAAUAGCCAACACCUUCACUCUUGCUUCGCUUGUAAAUCUCGCGGCCAUUUCACUAGAGCGGGUACAUGCAACAUUUUGUCCAUUUAAGCAUCGUUUUAUUGAGAAAUGGGUUUACGGAGUUAUAAUGAUUGUAACUUGGAUAACAUCUACAAUUGUAGCGUUGACUCGUAAGUUCAUAUUAGGGAGUAAUAUCAAAGUUCGCCGUAUUUUUGAAUUCUCGGCUUUUUUUGUUCUCCUUUUCAUAAUUUCUGUUUCUUAUAUUUCUAUUUUCAUCAAGAUCCAUUUUAUUCGUCGUCCACAACAUCACAGUGCAGCAGGUGUAAGGGAAAAAAAAUUGACGAGUACAUUAUUAAUUGUGACUCUUGGAUCUUUCCUCGCUUGGUUUCCAUUGGUAAUACUACAGUUAUUUUCAAUUUUUUCUCCUCAGUUCUACUUAAACUUUCCCCUUUGCUAUCGUUUUCACAUUGGCGAGAUAACAAGGGUUUCAUACACAGCCAACUCGGUGCUAAAUCCUAUAAUCUACGCCAUGCGGAUGCCAGAAGUCAGACAAGGAUUAAAGCAAAUCCUAUUCCACAAGACUUCAAACCGUUUAAACCAGAUCGAUUUGCCAGUACGUAAUCGUUAGCUCAUUUAAUUUGUCGAGAUCAGAUUUUUUCUUUCUCUUAUGGUAUCAAUAUGUUAUCCAAAAAAAGACAUGCAUGAUUAUAAAUGUACAAACUUCGCAGCCAUCUGUUGUUUUUCCACUAGUUUAUAAAACAGCGCCAGAAUUUCCUCAACUUUUUUAAUGAAAUAUAAAUUAAUCUUAAAAGGAAAACUUCUGAUCAGAUCACGUUUCAGAAGAGAAAUCAGUAGUUUUAAGAGAAAUCUUCAGUUCUAAGACGAAGAACAUGCUUAUUAUU
Molecule: messenger RNA, 1213 nt
Organism: Stylophora pistillata
Lineage: Eukaryota; Metazoa; Cnidaria; Anthozoa; Scleractinia; Pocilloporidae
Product: histamine H2 receptor-like
Biological process (GO): G protein-coupled receptor signaling pathway
Cellular component (GO): plasma membrane
Molecular function (GO): G protein-coupled receptor activity
Source: RefSeq, a predicted model, not a curated record